Messenger RNA from Oncorhynchus mykiss (rainbow trout), 4323 nucleotides. The record is from RefSeq and is a predicted model, not a curated record. NCBI's taxonomy places the organism in Eukaryota, Metazoa, Chordata, Actinopteri, Salmoniformes, Salmonidae.
ACAUCCUGAGUGGAAGUGUUUGACAUGAGGAUAAAGGCAACUGUCAGUCUGAGACGUCAAUAGAUUCACGAAGACGGAUAACUGUACAAAAAUGUCAACAAAGGACGUAUUUGUCAGAUGCCGAAUCUGAUUUUGGGUAUUGUCGCGGCUGUCCAUUUCCAAACGGAAACCACAGCUAGCUUCUGUACUGGACAGCAAGCACCCGCUAGCUAGUUAGCUUAUUCUCGAUUCCAGGACACGUCUCUUCAUUUAAAAUACAAAACUGAAUGUUGUUUCAGUCAUGAGUCCAGCCGGGUGCUCACAUGUGAACGCUUAUAAGGUGGACAAUUGGAGGCAAAACCUACGAGUCAUAUAUCAAUGCUUUGUUUGGAGCGGGAGUGCUGAAGCCAGGAGACGAAAGGUGCUUCAGAAUGAUGUGAGAUGGACAGCAUUGGCCAAAUCAUGUAUCUGUCACAUGUGCGGCGCCCACCUGAACCGGCUCCACUCCUGUCUCUCCUGCGUCUUCUUCGGCUGCUUCACCAAGAAACACAUCCACGAGCACGCCAAAAACAAACGACACAAUCUAGCAAUAGACUUAUUAUAUGGUGGAAUAUAUUGUUUUGUGUGCCAAGACUACAUAUACGACAAAGAGAUGGAACAGAUUGCCAAAGAAGAACAGAGGAAAGCCUGGAAAUUGCAAGGUGUAGGGGAGAAAUAUUCGACGUGGGAGCCUACGAAGCGAGAGCUGGAGUUAUUACGGCACAAUCCAAAGCGAAGGAAAAUCACUACAAACUGCACCAUUGGUUUACGAGGGUUGAUCAACCUGGGCAACACGUGCUUCAUGAACUGCAUCGUCCAGGCCCUCACCCACACCCCCCUGCUGCGCGACUUCUUCCUGUCCGACAGGCACAAGUGUGAGAUGCAGUCCAACUCCUGUCUGGUGUGUGAGAUGUCACAGCUCUUUCAGGAGUUCUACUCGGGCCACCGUUGGCCCCACAUUCCCUUCCGGCUGCUGCACCUGGUGUGGACUCACGCACGUCACUUAGCGGGCUACGAGCAACAGGAUGCCCACGAGUUCCUCAUCGCAGCGCUGGACGUGCUGCACCGCCACUGUAAAGGAGACACCGCCCGAGACGACAACGGGAAGAAGGCCAACAAUCCAAACCACUGUAGCUGCAUCAUUGACCAAAUUUUCACUGGCGGACUCCAAUCAGACGUCACCUGUCAAGUCUGCCACGGUGUGUCCACCACGAUAGACCCAUUCUGGGACAUCAGUCUGGACCUGCCGGGCUCGUCCACUCCCUUCUGGCCCCUUAGCCCCGGGGGAGACGGCUCAACGGUCAACGGAGAUAGCCAUCUUUCAGGGGCCACCACGCUCACAGACUGUCUACGCAGGUUCACUCGGCCUGAGCAUCUAGGAAGCAGUGCCAAAAUCAAAUGUGGCGGUUGCCAUAGUUACCAGGAGUCCACCAAACAGCUGACGAUGAAGAAGCUCCCCAUCGUGGCGUGUUUCCAUCUCAAACGGUUUGAACACUCUGCCAAACUGAGGAGGAAGAUCACCACCUACGUCUCCUUCCCUCUAGAGCUGGACAUGACACCUUUCAUAGCUUCCAGUAAGGAGAGCAGGAUGAAUGGCCAGUAUCAACAGACAGUAGAAGUAUUAAACAACGACAAUAAGUAUUCUCUGUUUGCGGUGGUGAACCACCAGGGCACCCUGGAGAGUGGUCACUACACCAGCUUCAUCCGCCAACACAAGGACCAGUGGUUCAAGUGUGACGACGCCAUCAUCACGAAGGCCAGCAUCAAGGACGUGUUGGACAGUGAAGGGUAUCUGCUGUUCUAUCACAAGCAGUUCCUGGAGUAUGAGUAGCCUUACCUUGUAGACCGCUGGCUCUGCGGAGAACCAACCAAUGACUGUGGAACAGAGGACGAUAAAACACGAACACACAAACCUACCUGAAACUCUGACUAUACCAGUUACUACUACCCCCCCUGACAGGGGUGACAGUCUAACAUAAACAAUGACUAAUAGUGAAAAAUCAUGCAAAACUUGUUCAAAAACAGCACUGAGCUCCCGGCAUCUACUUGACACAACUGAAUGGAGAAAGAGAAUGAGGAAAAGUGGAGUGGUGUGGGUGGGUAGGAGCCCUCCCUCUCUCUCCCUCACUCCGCCCCUUUUCUGACGUUGGGGCGGAGCCUUGUCGAGAGUGAUUGACAGUUCUGUGGAGAGGAAGUAGGAGGGAAGAGGGCACAGUGGGACUCAAACCCCCAAAACUACAGUAUUGAAUUGUGAAUUAUUGUUUCAUGGUGCUCUCGUUUCCACUGAAAAGCAUUUACCAUACAGUCACGAUGGGAGGAGACUGUCCAACGUCUUCAUAUGCAUACACAAGUAAAUGUCACGAUGGGAGGAGACUGUCCAACGUCUUCAUAUGCAUACACAAGUAAAUGCAAAAAAUAUAUAUACUUCAACAGCAAAACAAAGUAUGGUAUUAUUUAAAAUAAAAUAGCAAACAAGAUCUAGUUAUGAUUCUUAUCAUUUGAAUUUAGUUCUGGAAUAUGCUGUAUGAUCCUCGAGUACAUCUAUUUUUUUAAAGAGGAAAAGUGAGAGAACUGAGAGCACGAGACGCCAUCCUUGCUAGUUUCCUGGUAAAUAGCCAAACAUGAAAAAUGGACUUGGAUCAAACUGAACGUACCCAUGUUCAAACAAUUUUUUUGUUGAUUAUUUUCUUGUUUCAUUUUGGUUGAGGGCAAGGGAAUAUCUAUUUUUUUAUUUAGCGACUCGUUCAUUGAAAUUCUUUGUGUACCAUUUCUUUCCAGUGUCCACGUUAAUCUCAUCGUUCUGUUUUGUUGCGGUGCAGUAAUGUCCCUUCCUUGCUGUCAUGGUACCUUCAGAAGACGUUAUUUCGAUGUAGUAUUCUUUAUCGUGGAAAGUGUUGUUGGCUAUAUAAUGAUGGUGGUGAUUUAAAUUGGCUCACUUUUGGCUGUUGACAUUUUUGAGCUAUAGGUUUCUAUAGGUUUCUUGUGGCAUUAUGAAGUAGAGGCAAUCUAUUCUCUGUAGCUUGGUCCCAGCUCUGUUUGUGCUGUCUUGCUAAAACUCUUAUAGUAGCUGGUAAGCCAUCACAAACAGAUCUGGGACCAGGCCAUGGCUAUCAGACUGCUGUGGGUCUUUUUAGAAGACCUCUGCAACACAGUAGGGUGGAUACCUGGGGCAAAUCGCUUGCUAUUCCCCAUAUACUGCAGAGACAAAUGUAGUUCUCUAGGGAAUAGUGGGCCAUUUCAAACACAUCCCUCUAGAGUCUGUAAACUUAAGCGAUGUGCUAACGUAAGCCUACUGCAACACAGCUGUGCAGGUCUAGGGCAAAACUGAAAUGGCUCACUAUUCCCUAUAUAGUGCACUACUUUUUAAUUAUGUCCAAUAGUUAUGCACUACAUAAGGAAUGGUGUGCCAUUUUGGACACAUGUCCGUCUCUGUCUUAAUGACGCCUUGGGCAAUAAUACCUCGACGCCUACACCUCUUCUGUUACAAGACUCCGUUGACUGAUUUGUGUACUGUUGUUGGGGGGGAUAAAUGGCGAUGAUGAAGGAUUGCACGUACACGGUGGCGCUGUCUGUUUGCUGCACACUCUCCAGCUUUUGAAUCCAUCAGUGUUCUCUUAAUAUCCACAACAACAACCACAUGUGGCUUGUUUAGACCAAGGUUGUGUUCAUUAGGCACCAAAUAGAGAACUCACAAACGGGGAGGGACUGCUUGGGCUUGUCCAAUGAGAAACGCUAAUUUAAAUGUUCCGUGGCAAAACGUUUUAAAACGUUAUCCAUUGCGUGCCCUGAUGUGCACGACCCAAUGUGUCUUGUGGUAGGUUGCCUCUGCAGUGCAGUAACACAGUGCUCUAUCCUAUCAGUAUGCUGUCUGAAUUCUGAGUCUAAAAAGAAAGAACGCAAAUGUGUUGUUGGGUAUUUUAUGUUUGAAUAUCACUGUGUAUGUAAAGUUUUAAAAAAGAAAUGUGGGAAAAUGUAUACCACAUUGAUACCGCAACACUUUGGGUCUGGUCCAGCUGCUCGGGAAACAAACAAACAAUACAAAUAAAUCAAACAUAUCUAUCCUCUGGUCUGGUACAGAUAGUCCAUUAUUGAACCCUGAGCCAGAACAGAGAAAUCACACGUUUAAAUGGUCGCACCACCAAGGCUUCCGAUGAGAAGAGCGCCACCCAGAGGUCAUUCAGGAACGCAGCCCUAAAGUGUAAGAAGGUGAGAGGAGAGACAUUGUCCGUUUCAGUGAUUUUAAACUCAACAAAACUCAUGCGGUCCUUUUUUUCUCUUUAAUUAAAACAUACUCUGUCUCCAUUG